Messenger RNA from Trematosphaeria pertusa, 941 nucleotides. RefSeq names its product Glyoxalase/Bleomycin resistance protein/Dihydroxybiphenyl dioxygenase. The record is from RefSeq and is a predicted model, not a curated record. The transcript is spliced from 4 exons. Bases 224 to 838 code for a protein of 204 amino acids. NCBI's taxonomy places the organism in Eukaryota, Fungi, Ascomycota, Dothideomycetes, Pleosporales, Trematosphaeriaceae.
AACCGCUUCUCCACAUUCCUCGCAAGCUACCCCGCACAAGCCCCACAUGCCGUGGAUUCAUAGCUUUUCUUGUUCGACUCCAUUUAUACCAACCUACAGCACUCCCCUUGGCCGCAUACCCUUUAACUGAACCCCCUUGGUCUAGGAAAUAAGGACCUCCUCUAUCAUUAACUUCCCGACCUACAUACCCUUACACUCGUACCCAGAAAACAAUACGGCCAACAUGGCGUCUGAGAACCCAAAUGAACCACCAGGCCCAUAUCCAACAGGGCAGCACAUCAUACCACCGCCGCGGCCAGCGUCCCCAGCAACGGCAGAGUAUCGGCUGAACCACCUGAUGCUGCGUAUCAAGGACCCGAAAAAGAGCUUGAGGUUUUACAACGACUGCUUCGGGCUGCAUGUCGUCUUCAUCUUCAACGUGGGGCCUUGGACGAUUUACUAUCUCGGACCACGUGACGUUACUAUUUCCAGCCUUGGAACCUCGAAGGGCUUGCUCGAACUCUACCACAUCCCCUCCGACUCCAGCCUCUCCUACACCUCCGGGAACGACUACACGAGCAACCCCUCCGGCAUCGGAUUCGGCCACAUUGGCUUCACGGUGCCAGACGUAGCGGAAGCCAUCAAGCACGUGGAAAGCUUCGGCUACGAAGUCAUCAAGCCGCUCGGCGAGGCUAAGGAGGACCAGAUGGCUGUUCCGCAGGAGGUGGUUGAGGGAAGAGCCGGUGCGGUGGAUGAAGGGUAUAAGCAUGUGUUUAGGCAGUUGGCGUUUGUUAGGGAUCCUGAUGGCUAUUGGGUUGAGUUGGUGCCCCAGGUUGUGAAGCCACCGGAAAUAGCGUGAUGGGAAUAGAGAUGCUUGGAGUGGGCCUGGGCAAGGGUAGCAUCCCCCUGCCCUCCAAGAAACUUAUGCUAUAUUCGUAUCCCUAUCGGACUCAUCCACCAUC